CCCUGUUGCAGCAGCAGCUCCUGCAGCAUCCACAGCUUCUCUGGAAACACUUUUAAAACCUAAACCUUCUGCUGACAGUCAUUUAGAGGGCAUGUAGCAGCUGUCUGGCUGCAGCUUCGACGCAAGUUUUUUUUGUGUGUGUGCGUAUCAAACGAGUUGCGUGCUCCAUUCAUCAUCGCGCGGGUAACCUACAGGCUGCAGCAGUUGCAUGCCACCAGCCAGAUGUGCCCCAGCUUUGGAAAACUGACUUGAUGUGACCCCCUGGGACUUCCUUGUUGGACAUCAUGGGAUGUGGCACUUCUGUUGCUAUGGAGACACAAGAGAAAAAAGUGGAGACAGUUAAAGACGACACAGUGAAGUCUCCCAGCCCAGCUCUGACUAUGAAGGCAGCUGUUCUGAUCCAGCGAUGGUACCGGCGCUACAUGGCCCGUCUGGAGAUGAGGCGCAGGUAUACCUGGAACAUCUUUCAGUCCAUCGAAUAUGCCGGGGAACAGGACCAGCUACAGCUCUCCAGUUUCUUCAGCUUCAUGCUCGACAACUUCACACAGCUGAAUGGAAAUGGACCAGACUUGAUCUCCCAGCUGCUGGACCCGGUGGUGGACCCCUGGUUAGACAGAGAGACCUGCUACAACUUGAUCCCUGUUGCAGAGUCGUACACCGGGCCCCGACUGUCGUUUCCCCUCUCUGUCUCUGAUACGAAUGCUCUCCUCAGUGCAUUUAAGGAGCAGCAGACUCUACAUGCCAGAUAUGUUCUGCAGCUGCUGUACGAGACCAAGAAGCUCCUCAAACAGAUGCCCAACAUCAUCCACCUGUCGACAUCCUACACCAAAGAGAUCACUAUAUGUGGUGAUCUGCACGGGCGGCUUGAUGACUUACUUCUUAUAUUUUAUAAGAAUGGCCUUCCCUCUGCGGACACGCCUUAUGUGUUCAAUGGGGACUUUGUGGACCGCGGGAAAAAGUCCGUAGAAGUAGUCGUCCUCCUGUUCGCCUACCAGCUGCUUUACCCUGAUUACAUGCACCUGAACCGAGGCAACCAUGAAGACCACAUCAUGAACCUCCGAUAUGGGUUCACAAAAGAAGUCAUGCAGAAAUACAAGACUCAUGGACGAGAGAUCCUCCAGCUGUUUCAGGAUGUUUUCAGCCUUUUGCCUGUCGCAACCGUCAUUGAUGGAAAGAUCCUAAUUGUUCAUGGAGGGAUAUCAGACCAGACCGACCUGGACUUCCUCAGCUCCAUAGAGAGGCACAAGGUGAAAUCUGCCCUGAGGUUUCCCAGGUGUAGUUUGGAGCAGCUGGACAUCAGUCAGUCCUGCAGACAAAUGAAAAGAAUGAGAUCCACAGCCAGCUCUCGUCCCAGCAGCAGUCGCAGCUACAACAAGAACCAAAGAACCCCGAGCCACAGAAAGAGGCGAUGUGGACACAGCCGACAAGACAGCGCCGCCUCCACUUCUUCCUCCUCCUCCUCAUCAUCCUCGUCCUCUUCGCUCUGCUCUCCUCGAACUCCAUCGUGCCUCUCUCCUCGUCCGUGCCUGUCUUCUCCCUGCACGCCUUACAAUAUCAAUGUCCUCCAAGUGCCUUUCCUGGACUCUCUGUCCUCUGUCCCCCCUCCUUCACCUCCACAACAGGAUCGGGAUUGGAAACAGAUAGUGGAUAUAUUGUGGAGUGACCCUAAAACCCAAGAAGGCUGCAGUCCCAACACAUUCAGAGGAGGAGGCUGCUACUUCGGCCCUGACGUCACACAGAGACUGCUGCUCCAACACGGACUCCAACUGCUCAUCAGAUCCCAUGAGUGCAAACAGGAGGGAUAUGAGCUCUGUCAUGAUGGACAGGUGAUCACCAUUUUCUCAGCAUCAAACUAUUAUGAGGAGGGAAGUAACCGUGGUGCCUACAUCAAAGUAGGCCGAGAGCUGGUUCCCCGCUUCUACCAGUAUCAAGUCAGCCGCACAACACGCAAACUCACCCUGACACAGAGAGUACGGGUUGCAGAAGGCUCUGCCCUCAAGGCCCUGAAGGAGAAGCUGUUCUCCCAUCGCUCUGAGCUGCUGUCGGGCCUCCAGCAGUAUGAUCAGAAUAACACUGGUACUGUUUCAGUUUGUGAAUGGGCUCAGGUGCUGGAGUCUGUACUGAGACUGGAUCUGCCCUGGAGGACACUUCGUCCACACUUAGCCCGUCUGGCACCAGAUGGCAGUGUGGAGUAUCAGUCCAGCUUUGAGGACAUGGAACCAGGGCUUCCUCUGCCUCAGAUGACUCCAAACUUGGCUGAAACUCUGUUCAGAUACAGGACAGACAUUGAGAUUAUAUUCAACAUUAUAGACAAAGACCAUUCAGGUCUGAUCUCCAUCGAGGAGUUUCGUCACACCUGGCGGCUCUUCAGCGCCCACCUGGGAGUCGAUAUUGACGACAGUGCCAUCGAUGACCUAGCUCGAAGUAUCGACUUCAACAAAGACGGCAGUAUAGACUUCACAGAGUUCCUGGAGGCCUUCAGAGUGGUACACAAACUGGACAACAAGGAUCACCAACUUAAUGGAAGGAUGGAUAGAGAAAAGUGUUCGUGAAUAAGAGUCUGACUACUGCAGUAUCGAAGUGCUGUAUGAUCAGCAGAGAAACUAACAGUGAACAGAAAGUAGAACAGCAGGGAAAAGAUGAAAUAUUUUAGUAUUUAUUAAGACUUGAACAUUAAAACUAGAAGUUAUUAUUGUUGCAUUUUGUCAUUUGUGCAUUUUAGCCACGCUAUAGCAGGGCGGCUCUAGGGAUGGUAAUGUCAGUCCCUGGGUUACUUCAGUCCACCACUUUGGUUUCAAAGUGAAAAUAUUCUUCACAGAUAUUGGAUGGCUGACCAGAAACUUUAUACAGACAUUCAUGGUCCACAGAGGAUAAGUUUGUAAGACUUUGGUGAUCCAUUGACUUUUCAUCUAGCACCACCAGCAGGCCAGAGUUCUCAGUGCAGCGAAACCUCUCCACAUCAACCAAGUGGAUAGGAAUGCAUUUUAAGACAUUCAUGGUCUCCAGAUGAUGGAUCCUAAUGACUUCAGGGACUGACGUUCCCUCCAGUGCCACCACCAGGCUGAGAUUUUUGAGCAUUUUGGUGUGAAAUGGCUCAAUAAAAGUUUAAAAGGAUUGGUGUGACAUUUGGUAUUAUCUAGAAUGAUUAUGUUAAAGGAACAGUUGACCCCACAAUCAAAAUAUAUAUUAUUCACCUUACCUGUAGUGCUGUUUAUCAAUCUACAUCCAGGGAUGUUGCUUGGUACACGUCCUGCAUCCCUGACGCAUUAAAAUCUGAAAGGACGCAGUAAACUCACUUUCAAUGCAUCCAGGGAAUGCACCUGAUUAUUUUCACAGAUAAUGCUACAUUGUGAACAAUCCUCAAAGAAGUGGCAUCUGGAACUUAACUUAUUUCUUAUGUCACAGACACCACUGAGAGCAAAACUUGUGUUUUGGACAUUAUCAUCAUACUAUCGUUGAUGUGUCGACGUUUUUGUAAUAGUGCUCUGCCCUGAUCUGACACCUGCCUGCCUGCUGUAAUCCCAGGCUGUCCUAACCUCUGUGCCACCAUUGCCUGGCUGGACAAUAACCUUAUAUUUCAAUGCCUGUGUGCCGUCAACAGCCGUGGUCAGAGGCAAUAUGUUUUUGGGUCGUCCGUCCAUCUGUCUGUCCCUCCCAUUCUCGUGAACACGAUAUUUCAAGAAUUCUUUGGCAAAACUUCCUCAAAUUUGGCAUAAAUGUGCACUUGGACUCAAGAAUGAACUGAUUAGAAUUUGGCAGUCAAAGUUCAAGUUCACUGUGACCUCACAAAACAUAUUUUUGGCCAUAACUCAAGAACUCAUACACUAAUUAUGACAAAAUUUCACACAACUGUCUAAUAAAAUGAUGAAGUGGUGGGUGUAGUUCAGUGGAAAGAAAAUAGUUCUACGUGAAACUUUAAAAAUAAGGUCUGUGGAUUAUCUUGAGUAAACAGGUCAUGAAUUCUGGAAAGAGACUGUUGUUGCUGUUGACUUUUUCCAAAUGUUUUUUUUUUUUUUUUGGCCCUUUGAGCACCUCAAGCAGACUGCCAUCCAAUUAUAUUAUUUUUGAGAGAAGGCACACAUCCUUACUGCUAAUGCCUCCAACACUCAGCACCUCACACCAAGACAACUUAGACUGAUAAAUGCCACUGCAGGUAAGAGGAAAAAUAUGUAUUUUGGAUUUGGGGGUGAAUAGCUGCAUUUAUAUAGCACUUAUCCAGAGCACUUCACAAUUUGCCUCUUAUUCACCAGUUC
Molecule: messenger RNA, 4253 nt
Organism: Epinephelus fuscoguttatus (brown-marbled grouper)
Lineage: Eukaryota; Metazoa; Chordata; Actinopteri; Perciformes; Serranidae
Gene: ppef1
Product: protein phosphatase, EF-hand calcium binding domain 1
Exons: 19
Coding region: 285-2552 (755 amino acids)
Biological process (GO): detection of stimulus involved in sensory perception
Cellular component (GO): cytosol; nucleus
Molecular function (GO): iron ion binding; calcium ion binding; protein serine/threonine phosphatase activity
Source: RefSeq, a predicted model, not a curated record